CUUCCCCCCCCCCUUCUUUCUUUCUUUCUCUCUCUCUCUCUCUCUUCUUCCCCUCCCUCCCUUUGUUCCCUUUUCCCUUGCCCGAGCUCCAUUCUCCUUCCGCAUCCCCCCCUCUACUUUCUGUGUCUGUUUCUCUGUCUAUCUGUCUGUUGCUGGCGCGAGACGUUGUGUUCGUCGGUGCGGGGGCGAGGAGGAGUUGGUCGUCGUCGUCUUCGUCAUCUCGGUCUUCGUCGUUGCUUGUCUGUUUGUUUGUUUGUCAGUUGUGGAUUACGCUGUGUCGAAUGAUCUAUGCCAUCACUGUGUCGAGCUCAGGGGCAGUGUGGGAGAAGCGGAAAUAACCAUGACGACCAUCACCUCGCACGAGAUGAACUUUCUCAUCUUCCGCUAUUUGCAUGAGUCUGGUUUCACGCACUCGGCAUUUGUGCUUGGAUACGAGGCUGGGUUGUACAAAAGCAAUAUCGAUGGAAAUAGCGUUCCUACUGGUGCACUCAUAUCGUUCGUUCAGAAAGGAUUGCAGUACCUCGAGAUGGAGGCAAACUUGAACGAUGAUGGAACAGAGGUUGAUGGCGACUUUUCUCUGCUCCAACCCGUGGACCUUCUGACCAAAGACAUGAUGGAGUUGCGGAUGAUGAUUAAGGAGAAGCGUUCAAAGGUUGAAAGGGAAAAAGAAAAAGAAAAAGAGAAGGAAAGAGAGAAAGAGCGAGAGAAGGAACGUGAAAGAGAGAGGGAGAGGGAAAGGGAAAGGGAGCGACAAGAACGCGAGAAGGAGAGGGAGCGAGAAAGGGAGCGGGUAGAACGGGAAAGAGACCGCGAGAGGGAGAAGGAACGAGAGAAAGAGCGGGAACGUGACAGGUCAGAGCGUGAGAAGGAACGGGAUGAGAAAACUAAAAUCAAAGUUGAAGAGCCUCGAGGAGCGCCUGUUGGAGAUCAAAUGGAGGUUGCUAGUGGUACGACAUUUCAAGGAAGCGAAAUUUCUCAUGCUGAUGUUACUAUUUUAGAAGGGCACACCUCUGAGGUUUUCAUUUGUGCUUGGAGUCCAUCUGGAUCUCUUCUUGCUUCUGGCUCUGGGGACUCAACUGCAAGAAUAUGGAGCAUUAGUGAUGGCCCUUCCGGGAAUUCUGCAGCAGCAUCUAAGCCUCUUGUGCUUAAACACUUCAAGGGCAAGACUAAUGAAAAAAGCAAAGAUGUGACUACUCUGGAUUGGAAUGGCGAGGGAACUCUUCUUGCUACUGGGUCAUAUGAUGGGCAAGCUCGAAUUUGGAGCAAGGAUGGAGAAUUGAAGAACACCCUCAACAAACACAAAGGUCCAAUAUUUUCCUUGAAAUGGAAUAAAAAAGGAGACUGUUUGCUUAGUGGCAGUGUCGAUAAGACGGCCAUUAUUUGGGAUGCUAAAACUGGCGAUGUGAAACAGCAAUUUGAGUAUCAUACUGCACCCACACUGGACGUUGACUGGCGCAACAAUCUUUCGUUUGCAACAUGCUCAACUGACAAGAUGAUAUAUGUGUGCAAGCUUGGAGAUACCCGUCCCGUGAAAGUAUUCCAAGGUCACCAGGAUGAGGUGAAUGCUAUCAAGUGGGACCCCACUGGCACCCUAUUGGCCUCAUGCUCUGAUGAUUUCACAGCCAAGAUUUGGAGUUUAAAGCAAGACAGAUGUCUUCAUGAUCUUAAAGAGCACACGAAGGAGAUAUAUACGAUCAAGUGGAGUCCCACAGGCUCUGGGUCAGCAAACCCCAACCGUGAUUUGGUGCUGGCAAGUGCAUCUUUCGAUGCCACUAUCAAGCUUUGGGACGUGGAACAAGGAUCGCAACUUUUCAGUCUCACACAUCACAGUGAGCCUGUUUACUCUGUGGCCUUUAGUCCCAAUGGGGAAUAUCUCGCAAGUGGAUCAUUUGACAAAUGUCUACACAUAUGGUCGGUGAAGGAUGGAAGCCUGGUGAAAACUUACCGUGGGAGUGGCGGUAUAUUUGAGGUUUGCUGGAAUCGUGAGGGAGACAAAGUGGCCGCAUGCUUUUCUAAUAACACCGUUUGCGUGUUGGACUUCAGAAUGUAGAUUUUUUUAGGUCCCUUCCCGAUAGUCUCAUCAGUAUUCAAGCGUUCUGUCACAUGUACAGCUAGCUUUUGUUCAUUAUCAAUUUUACUUUACCAUACAUUUUCCACCUUUGCAAUAUGGAUUUUCAUUUUGUUAAAUUGAUGAUCAUCAUCAAUUUAACAGUAUUUCAUCCACACGUGUUGAGAUUGUAACCGAUACAAAAUAUUGCAAGGACGAUUUUGCGUUCA
Messenger RNA from Physcomitrium patens, 2277 nucleotides. RefSeq names its product WD40 repeat-containing protein HOS15. Lineage: Eukaryota; Viridiplantae; Streptophyta; Bryopsida; Funariales; Funariaceae. Gene Ontology annotation, biological process: regulation of transcription by RNA polymerase II. Gene Ontology annotation, molecular function: protein binding; transcription corepressor activity. The record is from RefSeq and is a predicted model, not a curated record. Gene Ontology annotation, cellular component: histone deacetylase complex.